UCACAUGCCACACCCGAGUGGACCAAGAAUCUCGGUCACUACAAUAUAAAAGCUAGAAGGUUUCAUGAUAUCGAACACAGUUCAAGUUCUUUACUCCGAUAAGCUUGUGUUCUAAAGUAGUGCGUUUUCUUUUUUAAGUAGAUAAACAAAAAGUCUUGUGACCAUGAAAUCCAUCGCCAUACUAGCCUUCACCCUGCUGGCCGUGACCGCUUCCGUGUCCAGCCAGAAGUACACCACCAAGUACGACGGCAUCGACGUCGACGAAAUCCUCAAGUCAGACCGGCUGUUCAACAACUACUACAAGUGCCUGCUGGAACAGGGCCGCUGCACUCCGGAUGCCAACGAGCUGAAGCGGCUACUGCCGGAAGCGCUGCAAACGAACUGCGCCAAGUGCACGGAAAAGCAGCGCCAGGGAGCGGUCCGAGUGAUCAACUAUCUGAUUGAAAACCGCGGCGCCCAGUGGAAGACUCUGCAGGCCAAGUACGACCCCAGCAACAUCUACAUCAACAAGUACCGCAAGGAGGCCCAACAGGCUGGUAUCAAGAUCUAGAUUGCUGCCCGUGGUGCAACCUCACUCUGAACUGAUGAUCCCUAAACGACUCGGAAACUCAUCCCCGGGACUACGCAGUUGACCGGCGCAGAAAUCUAGAGACAGAUGAAACCAAAGUUCCAAUAUCUGUGUAUAUUUUUGUUUUAAACUGACUUAAUUCGCCCAAGUGCUGUAGUUUGUGCUUUUAAUUCUCUACUCUCUUAUCCCGGAAACAGCACGGAAGCGAAAAUGAAAGCGGCAAUAAAUUCAAAACGUUUAAGUUUUUCUCUCUAUUAAAAAAUAAUAAAAACAAAGUCUAUCCGAUCAUAGACGAAGCGUGUACAGUACGGA
Uranotaenia lowii is the source of this 880-nucleotide messenger RNA. Its product is annotated as ejaculatory bulb-specific protein 3-like. The transcript has 2 exons. Lineage: Eukaryota; Metazoa; Arthropoda; Insecta; Diptera; Culicidae. The record is from RefSeq and is a predicted model, not a curated record. The coding region runs from base 164 to 550 and encodes 128 amino acids.